Messenger RNA from Conger conger (European conger), 4704 nucleotides. RefSeq names its product glutamate receptor-interacting protein 2-like. Gene Ontology annotation, molecular function: protein binding. The transcript has 24 exons. Gene Ontology annotation, biological process: neurotransmitter receptor transport, endosome to postsynaptic membrane. The record is from RefSeq and is a predicted model, not a curated record. NCBI's taxonomy places the organism in Eukaryota, Metazoa, Chordata, Actinopteri, Anguilliformes, Congridae. The coding region runs from base 83 to 3232 and encodes 1049 amino acids.
CUGAUUGGCCCUUGGGACUGUACUGUAAGCCUGGCUCUGAUUGGCCGUCUCACAGGAAGUUCAUGCUUUGGAGACAGCAGCCAUGCUCUGUGGACUGAAGAAGGACGUUAAAAAGCACAGCGCCGAUGACGGCUCAUAUUCUAAGACAGGCAAGGACUCAGGAGGGGCGGACCACAGCCUGUCGCCACGGAAACACAGCGUCCCAGAACUGCGGGGCGUCACGGCGGUGGAGCUGAUGAAGAAGGAGGGGGGCACGCUGGGACUCACCAUCUCGGGGGGGUCUGACAGAGACGGGACCCCACGUGUGUCCAACCUGCGCCAGGGAGGCGUGGCUGCCAGGAGCGACCAGCUGAGCGUGGGCGAUUACAUAAAGUCGGUGAACGGCAUUCACCUCUCCAAGCUGCGGCACGAGGAGAUCAUCGGCCUGCUGAAGAACGUGGGCGAGCGCGUGGUGCUGCAGGUGGAGUACGACCUGCCCCCUGCUGCCGCAGACGGGUCCCAGGGGCUCGUCCCGAAGACCGUGGACAUCCGGCUGCAGAAAGAGGGGCGGAGCUUUGGGUUCGUCCUGAGAGGAGGCUCUCAUGAAGACUGGCGAAGGGCACGCCCCCUAGUGGUGACGUAUGUGAGGCCAGGUGGUCCAGCAGACAGAGAGGGCACCCUGAGGGAGGGGGACCGGGUGCUGAGGGUGGAUGGGGUUCCCCUGCACAGCGCCAGUCUGGCUGAUGCUCUCACCGUGCUGGGGCAGUGCGGACAGGAGGCUCUGUUCCACAUCCAGUAUGACAUCACUGUGCUGGACUCAGUGAGCAGUGCGUCGGGCCCCCUGAUGGUGGAGAUUCCACGGGCCCCCGGGUCGGCCCUGGGAGUCAGCCUGACCACAGCCACACACAGGGCCAAACAGGUGAUCGUCAUCGAGAAGAUCAAACCCGCCAGUGUGGUGGACAGGAACGGCGCUCUGCGUGUGGGGGACCUCCUGCUCUCCAUCGACGGGAUGAGCACCGAGCACUGCUCCACCCAGGAGGCCGCCCAGCUGCUGGGGGGCUCCGGGGACCGCACCCAGCUGGAGGUCUUACCUGUGCACCAGGCCCGGCUCACCUGCCUGCCCCACGACACAGUGAGAAUUCAGAAGAGUGAGCAGCAUCACUGCUGGGACCCCUGUGUGCACUACUGCCACGCCCCGCAUCCUGGCAACGGCAAGACCCCUGCAUGGCCCUCCCCCGGCAACCUGCCUGGCAACCAGCCCGGCAACCAGGACUACUGCAAGUCCCUGGUUUCCAGCGGCUUCUCUCCAGGCUCCACCUCCACCUCGGCCCCGCCCAGCCAGAGCCCCUCCUCCCUGCCCCGCCCCGCCCCCCCGGCCAGCCCCCGACACGCCCCCGUGAAGAGGAGGCAGCGCAAGAAGGAGCACAGGAGCUCAUUGUCUCUCUGCAGCUCAGUGGGGGUGGGAGGGCAGGUGGUGCACUCUGAGACGGCGGAGGUGGUGCUGUGGGGGGGGCCCCUGGGUGGGUUUGGGCUGGUUCUGCACGCGGAGAGCCCGGCUGCCCCCCCCCAGGUCCGCUUCAUCGAGCCCGACAGCCCCGCGGAGAGUUGCGGGCUGCUGCAGGUGGGGGACCGCCUCCUGUCAAUCAACAGAGUCCCCACCGACGACGGAACCCUGGAGGAGGCCAAUCAGCUUCUGCGGAAUGCGGCGCUCGCCAAGAAGGUCACGCUGGAGGUCGAGUUCGAUGUGGCAGAAUCGGUGGUUCCCAGCAGUGGUACGUUCCAUGUGAAGCUGCCCAAGAAAAAAGGGGUGGAGCUUGGAAUCGUCAUCAGUGCCAGCAAGAGGAAGGGAGAGGCCCUCAUUAUAUCUGACAUCAGGAAAGGAAGCAUUGCUCACAGGACGGGCACGCUGGAGCCGGGUGACCGGCUCCUGGCCAUCGACAGCGUGCGAUUGGACAGCUGCUCCAUGGAGGACGCCGCACACAUCCUGCAGCAGAGCGAGGACCUGGUCAAACUGAAGAUCCGCAAGGAUGAGGACAACUCCGACGACCCUGAGCUCUCUGGCUCCAUCAUCUACACGGUGGAGCUGCAGCGGUACGGAGGGCCUCUGGGCAUCACCAUCUCCGGCACCGAGGAGCCCUUCGACCCCAUCAUCAUCUCCAGCCUGACCAAGGGAGGCCUGGCAGAGAGGACUGGGGCGAUCCACAUGGGGGACUGCAUCCUGGCCAUCAACAGCGUGAGUCUGAAGGGCAAGCCCCUCAGCGAGGCCAUUCACCUCCUGCAGGCCGCAGGGGAGACCGUCACCCUCAGGAUCAAGAAGACCGACAAGAAAGGUGGCCGGAAGCUUCCGGGGCUCCUGAGCGCCCGGGAGGAUGAUGUCACAGAUUUCACCAAAACGGACAAGCUGUCGGACCUGUACCCCUCCACCGUGCCCAGCCUGGACUCUGCCACAGAGUCCUGGGACGGCUCCGGGAUCGAUGCCGGCUACGGCAGCCAAGGGACCAGCCUCCACCAGGCCCCCAGCCUGGCCCUACCCCAGCAGGACUGGCGUGCCAAGCCCCGGGCCAGCUCGCCCCCUGCUGGCCGGAGGAGGAACUACCCCCUCAGCGACGGGGGCUUCAGUGAGGAUGAGUGGGACAAGCCCGCCGGAAUCGCCGCCCGGCCGGCCCGGAAUUCCCUCGGCCCGGAUCUGGACGGGUUCUGGAGCCGAGCGCUGGAGGACCUGGAGACCUGCGGACAGUCGGAGCUCCUGAGGGAGAUUGAGGCCUCCAUCCUCACGGGCAGUGUGCUGAGUCUGGGGGUGGAGGGGGACUCCAACCCGGAGCCCCCGGGGCCACAGAGGGGCGCGGGCCGGGGGGGGGACAGGGCCCCCCGCAUCGAGGAGGGGCCGGACCUCACCUCCCCCUCCGCCCUGGAGCUGCUGAAGGUGACUGUGCUGAAGGACACAGAGAGCGGGGAUUUUGGGUUCAGCGUAUCGGACGGGUUCCUGGAGAAUGGAGUCUACGUCAACAUGAUCCGCCCUGACGGCCCAGCGGACCUAGCAGGCCUGAGGCCCUACGACCGCAUACUACAGGUGAAUCACGUUCGGACCCGGGACUUGGACUGCUGCCUGGUCCUGCCCCUCAUGACACAGUCCGGGAGCAGGCUGGAGCUGGUCCUGAGCAGGAACCCGCUGGUGCAGGCAGUGAUGGGACCGCCCCUGGACUGCGAGGACCCCUCUGCCACAGAGCACAGCACCAACACUAUCCACCUCUGACUGCGGGUCAGGGGUGAAAGGUCACUGCCUCCGACUGCGGGUCAGGGGUGAAAGGUCACUGCCCCUGAUUGGGGGUCAGGGGUGAAAGGUCUCCGGGAGAGAGCGCAGGUGAACCAGGUGAACCUCGCUGCUCAGAGCCUCAUAAACCAUGAGCCCUGAGCCCGCUGUCUUCUGCUCUGCAAGCUGAUCUGCUGCAUUUUCACAUUCAUUGAAGGUCACAGUUAUUCACAAGCUCAUAGUUCACGGUUUAGUUCACGCUUUAGUUCGCUGUAUCUUCAGUCUUUACACUGAGCACUGGAGGUGUAACACACACACACACACACACACACACACAUUAUUAGACUUUGUCACGUUCCACGGAUGAACACGUCACUUCCAUGCCUUGCGUUAUGUUUGUCUAUUUUGCGUUAUAUUAUGACACCACUGCAUAUUUUUCCACCCGUUGCACUAACUCUGAUGUUUUACGUGGCGUUAUGUUGUGUGCUGGCCUGGCGCCCGCGUUUACACGACACAUCUGUUUGUUUUGCCAUUUCGUUUAUCUAGUUCAUCUCGCAUGCGAGACGAGAAAUUCACCUUGGUCUGUUCCAUCCUGCCUGCUCUCUGUGAACCUCCUGUAAACAGGCAUGUCUGUUCUGCACUGAAGGGACCAGUCAUGUGACCGUUGGGCUCAGGUCAGAGGUCAUGGGGCUGGAUGUUUUUAAACGAAUCGCACAGUCCUGCGGUGUGUUUAGGGCCUCUGCAUCUUCAACUUGUACUUUUUGUACUUUUUUUUUUUUUUCUUGUUUCUCGUUUUUCACUUGCCAGUUUUCCUGGAACACUUUCACUGGCAAUUAUCUUUAGAGUAGUCCCUCGCCAGUGUGUUUAUUUUUCCGCUUCCUGGUUGGAAAGUGGCAGCAGGAUCUAAUUUCAGCUCCAGAGAAAGCGCUCAUUGUUCCUCCAUGUUCUGGAGAAUUUCCGUGGAACAGUCACCUGACUGUUGGUUUAAUGUGUGGACCAGGCUCUGGUUUCCGCCCUGGCGGAACUACCGUGCGUGUUUUUCUAAAGGACUUACAUAACUGCUCGAAACCGCUUACAAAUCUGUCUUUUUGGAAAAACAAGUUAGAUCACCGUUUUAUUUUUUUAGUGCCACAUUUCUGUGUUGGGCCCCACAGUCUUUGAGUGACUCCAAGUACUUUACAUGCCCAGGAUAUUAUUUGUUUUGUUUAGGUGAAAUAUUUAUCUGUAAAAUGGAUCUAUUGUGACAUGGCAAUGAAAAUGUACUGUAGUGGGUUUUAUAUUCAAUAUUCAGAGGUGUGAUUUUAAGGCUUUCGGUUUACCUUCUGCAUUCUCCUAUUGUAUAGAUUUUGAUGGGUACAUUGUUGUAUUUCUAGAGUUGUGAUAUUACAGAUGUAUUUCCUGUACAGUAUUUUUAUACCCCCCCCCCCCCCCCCAUUGGAGGACUUGGCCUGGGAAUUAUUGGUGGGGGCCCAUGA